AAAGAGAUGUCCAUUUUAUAAAAUUUAAUAUAAUUUUAUUGGUGGCGCUGAUGAUAGUUGCCUACUGAUAAACUAACCUAAUAUGUUCCUUUGUCCUCGAUAGUGAAGCUUGAAUCGAAUUAACAACAAUGGCCGUUGUGGUUGGCUGUCAGUGUAAAACUUUCGUAGAUUAUGUAUCGAAUGACAGUUUUUUGCCGAUUCAAAAUUUCUGUUGUUAUAUCACACUGAUCAAUUUGUAAAUAGAUAAAUUCAAUAGAAUCGGUGACAGAUGAUGAUUUUUUAAUAUACUCAAGUUUCGCGGUAUCAACUAGUUAUCAUCAAUGACCAGCUGACAAUGUUUUUCAAUUAAUAUAAUUCAGUGAGAUACUCGUGGUUAUUCGAAGAUGUUUAAAACAGAAGAAUCCUCACGAGGUAGCUUCCUUCAGCAAACAAAAGCCGCGAGAGAAGAAAGAGCUCACGAGAAAGAUAGGGAAGCUGCUGUCAUUGUUAUUCAAGCGUAUGUUAGAGGAUGGUUGGCUCGUAUCAGAUUUACCAAAAAGAUUCUAGAGGAAUUCGAUAUCAAUUUUCCUGAUGAUUGUACAAAGCUGGAUGCAAACAUAGAGUUGCAGCUUGCGUUGCAUAUAUACAGGGUUACUUCUAGAUUUUUGAUUAUUUAUAAGAAGGAAAGGGAUCAAGAAAGAAUAGAAAAAUUGUGUAGAUACCUUGUGCAAACUCUUCAAUCAGAGUCCCCAAAGUUCUCAUAUGUAGGUGUGGCUCUUAACAAGGAUCACUACAUAUCAUGGAUAUUGCAAAUGAAAACAAUUUUAAAUCAUUGUCUCAUUGGCUUGGACAGCCUUAAACCUGAAAUAAGUUCUGACCAUACGUCCAUCCUAUUGAGAUUAUACACAUUAGUUAGUUUUACAUCACCAGCAUCAUGGGCAAUAUUAAAGGUAGAGAGCAUGGAAAAACUUAGAACUGGUAUGAGCCAAUUAUGUGCAAACAUAAUGGGGCACCUUGUUAAUAAUGGCUUUUACGCUAUUAUGCAGACAUUACUAGUAAAAGGAUUAGGUAGAGCUGAAGUUUCAUCGAUAUCAGUUGCACUCUCUGCAGCUGUGACGUUAACUUUAAGACCAUUGAUAUCCUCUCAAAUGUCAGAUAAACUAGUAUCAUUAUUUUUAAUUAAUAUUUUUAGUGUCCCUGCUUUGGUUUAUCACUUGAACAUGUUAUGUCCGGAGUGCAUUUCAUCCUUUAUUAUGCACAAUUUAUUUGCAAGAAGUUUGGAACUGUUAAAUUCAGAACAAAAUUUGAGGAUAGUUUUUAAUGCACUGGAGGGUAGUUAUGCACUUUGUUUAUUAUCAAAUUUGAUACAGUUAGCAAAUAUUGAAAGAGAAGAAGUCCUGAGGGAUUCAUAUUUUCCUUCAUUCACGUUUGUUGUUACAAAAAUGCUGGAGGCCUGUCAACAGUAUGUAGUGGCCAAACAAAGUAACAUAACUCAUUGGCAUCCAAUUCUUGGUUGGUUUGCACAAUCAGUGGAUACUCCUUUACAAGAAGCUAUUCCUUAUGUGACAUCACAAUUAGUUUGCCUAUGGACUGGUAGAAUUGUUUUACAAUUAAUUGGUCAACCAUUAACCGAACUCGUUGGUAAAGAAUCACCACCACAAUUGGAACAACAAAGUACAUCUAUAAGUACUAAUAUUUUCCGUCGGGCAUUUUUGGAAGCACGCACAAAUAGAAAUAAUAGCAAUAAAAAUUAUAGAAAAUUAGGAAGUCCCGAAUGUACCAAAAUUGCCCUAAUCUGUUCUAUGUACCAAACUGCUCUUCAUACUCUUACACAAAUGAAGCAGGAUAUAUUAACGGGACUUUGUUAUCAAGACAAAAUUUUGUAUCAUAUGUGGUUGUUUUUGGGAACAUUAGGACCACACUGUGGUUUAAAAGCAUUUUUAGAUCACUUAGCGGCAAAUACAAAAUGUACAGCACCAGAAUUUCAAAUGUUGAUAUUGUUUUGCGAUUGUAUGACACAUUAUGUUACUAUAUUAGAUGACAUGGAGAUGUACGAACAGCAAGAUCCCUUUAAAUUAUCGGAUUUUAUAACAAUGUCAUUUUUUUUGAAUCAAUUUUUGUACAAAGCCGUUCUUAAUAAUCUAUUCGAUGUUACAGAUGUGAAAACAGUAUCUAACAAUCCGUUAUUUACAUCACUACAUACACUUUUAAUGGCGAUUUAUCGUCGGGAUUGUAGAAGGCCUUUUUGUCCGGAAGGACAUUGGUUGGCGAAGGAAGUACGAGUAUCUGGUUUCUUAGCUGAUUUAGAAAAGAGAAGAGGUGGUGCAGCACUUUUGUUAUCAAAAAUGCCGCAUGUCAUACCGCAUUCCGAAAGGGUGGUAUUAUUUCGAAAGCAUGUUGCCAACGAAAAAGCUGUUAUGGGUUUAACAGAAAGUGCUUGUAACAGUCCACCAACUACAUUAAUAGUUGUUCACAGAACGCGUAUAGUAGAGGAUGGUUAUCGGCAAUUAGCUAUGUUACCUCCUCAAGCAUUGAAAGGUGUAAUCAGAGUACGGUUCGUGAACGAACAAGGUUUAGCAGAAGCUGGAAUAGAUCAGGAUGGUGUAUUCAAAGAAUUUUUAGAAGAAACGAUAAAAAGAGUUUUCGAUCCGUCAUUAAAUUUGUUCAAAGCUACAAGUGAAAAUCGUCUUUAUCCUUCUCCAACUUCCUCAAUGCAGGACAAUCAUUUACAAUUAUUCGAAUUCGUUGGACGGAUGUUAGGGAAGGCAGUUUACGAGGGAAUCGUUGUGGAUGUACCAUUUGCGUCAUUUUUUGUUUCACAAUUUUCUGGACAAGCAGGAGGAACUUUAUAUAAUUGUUUGGACGAGCUUGCUUCGUUGGAUCGAGAUCUUUAUCGUAGUUUAACAUUGGUUAAACAUUACAAAGGCGAUGUUAGACAAUUAGAAUUAACAUUCUCAUUAGACGAGGAUGUUAUGGGAAAAUUAGUAACCCACGAAUUGAUACCUGGUGGACGUGCCGAGGCAGUUACUAAUCAAAAUAAAAUUCGUUAUAUACAUAGAAUGGCACAUUUUAGAAUGCAUACUCAAAUAAAGGAACAAACAGCAGCUUUUAUAAAAGGAUUUUGUUCUAUAAUCAAUCCCGAUUGGUUAUCAUUAUUUUCAACACCAGAACUACAAAGAUUAAUUUCGGGCGAUAACGUCCCGUUGGAUCUACGUGAUCUACGUAGGCACACGCAAUACUAUGGUGGUUUUCACGACAGUCAUAGAGUAGUAUGUUGGUUAUGGGACAUCCUCGAGAAAGACUUUACCGAGGAAGAAAGAGGGUUGUUUUUGAAGUUCGUCACAAGCUGUUCGAAAUCACCCUUGCUUGGAUUCGCUCAUCUGGAACCAAGAUUUUCAAUACGUUGCGUUGAAGUUGGCGAUGACGAGGAUACAGGUGAUACAAUUGGCAGUGUGAUACGUGGAUUCUUUACGAUACGUAAAAAGGAUCCUCAAAUUCGAUUGCCUACCUCCUCUACGUGUUUCAAUUUAUUGAAACUACCAAAUUACCAGAAAAAGAGUACGCUUCGUGAGAAGUUACGUUAUGCUGUGACCAGUAAUACAGGUUUCGAGCUUUCUUAAUCUAUGAGCUGUUGAUGGAAUGAAAGCAGCACAAUCAGGGAACUAUAACUCGAAACGCAGAGCGAAAAUCGAAAGUGAUCGAGCGGUGCCUAACUGAUAUACCCCGUGUUUCAAUAUAUGACAUGACCUAUAUAAAAGAGGAUACAUAUAUAUAUAUAUAUAUAUAUAUAUAUAUAUAUAUAUAUAUCGAAAUGAACGAAAAUGUACAGUAAACAUACAUAGGUAAUUAAGCCUAAUAAGUUGUAAGAGUGGUAAUUUCUAUAGUAUAAUUAUUUGCACAAAUUUCGUAUGAUAUUAGAAGAAAAUGAAGGAAUGAAGAUUUUUAAAAUAUUUUCCUCCUUUUUUUUUUUUUGCCAAUUACAUAAAUCUUUCCAUAUUGAUAAGUAAUGUAACAGAGAGUAUAUAGAGCCGAACAUAAAUGUGCAUAUAUUCUCUCGUGUUGUUCCUUUAUAUAUAUGUAUAUAUACACGCAUACAUAUACACAUAUAUAUAUAUAUAUAUAUACACAUAUAAUUAGCAUUAUGCGAUAUUUAGUUAAGUAAUUAUUAUAAUUACUAUAUGUUUUUAUAAUCAAUCUAUUGCGUUUCAUCGAUUGUAAUCAAUGGAAAAUUAUGCGAUUUAUAGAACGAUUUAUGUAUACCUUAUAUGAGCUUAUAAAUUAUUAAUCGUUCGCUUUUUAGUCGAUAGUAGUAAAAUAAUAGAAUUAUUAUGGAAAUGUUUUACUUAUUUGUAUACAUUAAAUGUUAAAUCAUUUUGCCAAAACAGAAUCAUUGAUGCCGAGUGAAAAAAGAAGAUAUACACUAUAUGAACAAUUUCGGAGAAUAAAGAUUUAAUGGUGAAAGGGAAAAUUGAAAAAAAAAAGAAAAGAUAAAGAAAAAAAAAAAAAAAAUAAGAAGAAGAAGAAGAAGAAGAAAAAAAGAAAAACAUACAAAAAAAAAAAAAGAAAGAAAUACAAUGGAUGCUCUAUUUUGAAGAGAGCUAUUUUCUCGACAAAUUUUUGUACAAAUUUUUGAAAAAAAUUGUUGCGUAUUGUACAAAACGCGUUGUGUAGUUUUACGCGGACGUAAUCGUCGUCGUCUUUGUCGUCGUCUUCGUCGUCGUCGUCAUCUUUAUUGUGGAUGAAAUCGGCAAUGUUUGCACACUGAAUUUCCUAUAUAAGAUCUCUUUCACUCUCUCUUUUGAAAUUAAUUCGAGAUUCACGCGAUAUAAAUCAAUUUUUUAUGAUAUUAUACACAAGAAGAUACACGAUAGAAAUAUAUUUAGCAUUUCGAUUUUUUGUUAAAUAAUGAAUUAAUCAAUGGGAGACUUGUUUAGGAAAUUUAGUAAGACCAAAGAUAAAAUAGAAAUCUAUUUAGCGCUUAGAAAUACGCGUUCUGCGCUUUCAUAUUUUCUUACGUAAUCAUAUAUACAUAUAUACAAAUAUAUAUAUAUACACACAGAUACAUACACACACUAACACACACGUACACAUAUAUAUAUGUAUAUAUAUAUAUUUUUACCAACAACAUUUUUGAUCUCUAUUCACAUUUUGUAACGCAUUAGAAAAGUACAAUUAAAAUUGCAGUCAUAAUGAUUUGUUUAAUAUUUAUAUAUUAAAAACAUCGUUAUACUUUAUAUAUAUAAAGUCUAUAUAUAUAUAUAUAUAUAUAUAUAUAUAUAUAUAUAUAUAUAUAGAAAGAUUGAUAUAUAGAAUUCAUUUGAUUUAAUUUGUGCAAUAUUUACGUAAUAUUUGGAAAAGAUAUAGAUUUUGCAAUAUAGUGAAUAGAGAAAUGUUGUAUGUAAAAAGAGAUACAUAAUCGAUGUUUAAUGUAAUAUUUUUUUUGGAGAUUGUAAGAAAAAAUUUUUCAUAGGAUCAAGAAACGAAAGUUUUGGGUUAGAUUUCAUCUUCGAUAAAUUGUAUUUAUCUAAUUAUUCUAAUUUAAUAUGUUUCUAAAUUAAUACGUUAUUUCAUACACGAUCCGUGUAUCAAAUCUGGAACAAUAGGUUGAAAGGUAUAAAUGGAUAUAUUUAAUUUUUUCUUACGAUAACUACAAAUAUAUAUAUAUAUAUAUAUAUAUAUAUAUAUAUAUAUAUUCGUAGAGUGAAAGAGGAGAAAGAGAUUAUAUACGCUUUGUAAAUCGGCCGUUUCAUUGGAAACGUAUAGAUAGAUAAAGUUUUUUAAGUGUGUAUCGUCGUACCAAUGGAGAAAGUAAGAAAAGAAAGAAGGAAGAAAGAAAUGAAGGAAAAAAAAAUAAAGAGGAAGAAGGGAAGGAAGAAGGAAAGGAAAGUAAAUGACGUGUCGAUCUAAAAAUAUCUUUGGAAAUUAUACCGGUAAUCAUGUAAAUAUUUACAAAAUCUAAAAAUCUUCGUUAUUUUCAAUUUGUCCCGGUAUCAUCUCCAAAUGUCCUAUUAGAAACUUAUUUCCUUAUAUUGUCCUAUUUUGAACCAAAUCGUAUAUGAUAUUAUUUAUUUAUUUAUUUAUUUAUUUAUUUAUUUAUUUAUUUAUUUAUUUAUUCUUAGAAAUGAGAACGGUAAGCUAAUGAAAAAGAUUGAACAAUAAGAGAUCAUACGAUUAGAAGAAAAGUGAAACAUAUAUGAUUAUUUCGGUCGUAACAAAAAAAAAAAAAAAAGAAAAAAAAAAAGAAAAAAUUCUUUUUUCUUUUUCCUCCUUUUAUCUUGUUUUUGUUAUUUUUUUUUUUUGUUCCUCUGAGAACGAGAGAGGAAAAGAGAGAGAGACAGAAAGAGAAAGAAAGACAAAGAAAGAAAGAAAGAAAGAAUACGCGUUUGAACAGUCGGGAACAAAGUACAAGAAGGUGGCGCGUCGUUGAUUAGGUGCGCGCGCAUUGUCACGUGACCGUCGGUUUUACGGUUGGCCGGCGCUGUCGGCGUUGCGCUUCGCCCCCGCCACGUUCAGUGGCUAGCGAGCAUCGGCUGCGAAAAGACGUACGUUUCGUUCGUCCCCUCCGCGCGACGAUCUCUCUUCCACCGCGGCUACCACGAGAGACUCUCCUCCUUUUAUUUUUUCCCUUCGGUCACCCUGACUAACACUCUCUCUCUCUCUUCCUUCAAACUUCUCACCAACGGUUUGAUUUUUUUCCACGGUCCUAUCACGUUGUCGUUUAUUUUCUAUCACAUUUUUUUUUUUUCCUUUCUUCUAUUAAUUUCCACUCGUCCCUUCCGUCAUCGCCCUUUUCUCGUAAACGGGCGCGGGCGCGCGCGCUCGUCCUGCUGUACUGUCUCUCUCUCUCUCUCUCUUUCAUCUUUUUCAUCUCUUUCCUUCUUUCCCUCCCUCCCUCCCUCCCUCCCUCCCUCCUACCCGUCCUUCUCUCCUUCCACCCAUCCUCCCUCAUUCUAUCUUUUUUUUCUCUCUCUCCCCUAUUCUUUUGGUUUAUCUAACGCGUGUGUUAUAUCUAUCCUCUGUGUGUAUAUAUCUCUCUCUGUGUAUGUGGUCAGUGUACGCGCGUGCAAGACAACAUAGCACGACUGUCACAAGCGUGCUGCUGCUCUUCUUCGCCCGUUCGUUCGUAUGUUCGUUCGGUCGGUCGGUCGGUCGGUCGGUGCGCUCGUUUUGUCGUGUAUCCUAUCAGCCACAGUAGCAGCAGCAGCAGCAGCAGCCGUCGUAAUCGUAGCCGUUGAAGAAUCAAAAUCGAACAUUGUCGAGAAUGUCCGGACGCGUCGUUUCACGUCUCUGAAUAUAUUUUUCUCCUAUUGUGUAUCGUAUACAUAAUAUAUAUAUAUAUAUACAUAUAUAUAUAUAGAUAUAUAUAUUGUAUAUAUAUGUGACGGUCUCUCUCCUCAUCUCUAUGUUUUCGUGUUCAAUGUGUAAGUAAGCACUCUCUUUCUCUUUUUCUCUGGCACCUACGGUGGUGCGUCGUUUAAACGACGACGAACGACAAGUUCGGAAGAUCCAACGACGAUCGCUUCGCACCCGAUUGGCGCGCGUGUUCUACGUGCAUGGAACAUAACCUCCAAAGUCAAGUGAAACAAAGAGAGAAAGAGAGAAAGAGAGUAAGAAAGAUAGAUAGUUAGAAAAAGAGAAACAGAGAAGUGAGAGAGAGAGAGAGUGAGUGAGUGGGUGAGUGAGUGAGUGAGAGAGAGAGAGAGAGAGAGAGAGAGAGAAGAGCGUAAAUGAUAAAAUAGCGAUGGGGUCGCGCUGAUUCUCUAACGGGAGAUUCUCAAACAAAAGAAAGUAACAGGAUAACGAAUGUUAUCGGAAAGAGGGAAAACACGGUUGAUCGUGUAUGAACGUCCGUGUUGAUAAAAGAGAAAGAAAGAAAGUAUAAAGAAGAAUAAGAAUAAGAAGAAGAAGGGAAAGAAAGAGAGAAGGAAGAGAGAGAGAGAGAGAGAGAGAGAGAAAGAGAAAGAAAGAGAAAUAAAACGAGAUAGAGACGAGACGAAAGAUGCGGGAGAAGGUUCCUUUGUGAGAGAGAACGUCCUUGCGAGGUGAGGCUCGCACCACGUGCUUCGUUAGAGUGGCGAAGAGGAGAAGGAG
This is a messenger RNA of Vespa velutina, 8070 nucleotides long. Its product is annotated as ubiquitin-protein ligase E3B. Bases 384 to 3599 code for a protein of 1071 amino acids. The transcript is spliced from 16 exons. The record is from RefSeq and is a predicted model, not a curated record. Gene Ontology annotation, biological process: protein polyubiquitination; ubiquitin-dependent protein catabolic process. Lineage: Eukaryota; Metazoa; Arthropoda; Insecta; Hymenoptera; Vespidae. Gene Ontology annotation, molecular function: ubiquitin protein ligase activity; protein binding.